Molecule: messenger RNA, 1122 nt
Organism: Closterium sp. Yama58-4
Lineage: Eukaryota; Viridiplantae; Streptophyta; Zygnematophyceae; Desmidiales; Closteriaceae
Source: the annotation of a GenBank genome assembly
AUGCUCAUGCGGUCUCUCAUGCGCUCUCUCAUGCGCACUCUCACUCGCACUCUCACGCGCUCUCUAGCGAGAUCUCUAGGAUGCUCUCUCACGCGCUCUCUCACGCGCUCUCUCAUGCGCUCUCUCACGCGCCCUCUCAUGCGCCCACUCACGCACUCUCUCACCCGCUCUAUCAAGGCGCACUCUCAGGCGCACUCUCACGCACUCUCUCGCGCGCUCCCUCUCCAGCAUUUCACACGCAUUCUCUCUCUCACGUGCUUUCUCUCGCGCACUCUCACGCACAUUCUCUCUCACACGCUCUCACGCGCACCCUCACAAGCUCCCUCAUACGCUCUCUCACGCGCUCUCACACGCGCUCUCUCACGCACUCUCACACGCGCUCUCUCAUGCGCUCACACGCGCUCUCUCACACGCUCUCUCAUGCGCUGUCUCACGCGCUCUAUCAAGGCGCACUCUCAGGCGCACUCUCAGGCGCACUCUCAGGCGCACUCUCACGCGCUCUCUCCCGCACUCUCACGCGCAUUCUCCCUCUCACAUGCUUUCUCUCGCGCACAUUAUCUCUCUCACACGCUCUCUCACGCGCACCCUCACACGCGCUCUCUCACGCACUCUCACACGCACUCUCACGCACUCUCACACGCGCUCUCUCACACGCUCUCUCACGCGCUCUCACGCGCAUUCUCAUGCGCACUCUCUCACGCGCUCUCUCACGCUUCUCACGCGCUCUCUCACACGCUCUCACGCGUUCUCUCACGCUCUCUCACGCGCCCUCUCAUGCGCUCCCUCACGCGCUUUCUCUCGCGCUCUCUCAAGGCGCACUCUCAGGCACCCUCUCAUGCACUGUCACGUGCGCUCUCUCUCGCGCACUCUCACCACAUUCUCUCUCUCUCACGCGCUCUCUCACGUGCAAUAUCACAUGCAUUCUCUCUCUCACGCUCUCACGCGCACUCACACGCGCUCUCUCACGCACUCUCUCAUGCGCUCUCACACGGGCUGUCUCAUGUGCUCUCUCACGCGCUCUCUCACGCGCUCUCUCACGCGCUCUCUCACGCGCUCCUUCACGCGCUCUCUCAAACGCUCUCUCAUGCGCAUACGCUCUCCCUCGCGCUACAUCUCUUUUGA